GCUGUUUUGCCGACUUUUCUCUCUCACCGCUAAAUUAUCCCCUCAGCUCACCUUAUCCUUCUCACUUCUGAUUUUUUUCUUUCUUUAUUUUGUUUUUUCACCUAAUACAACAACAUACUUUUUCUUUGUUCUCAAACCAUUUUGGUGAAUUUGUUUGCUAUUAUUAGAGGCUACAUGAUGUAAUUAUCUGCAACUAUAUGGGUUAGUUUUAGUGGGUUUAAAGUGAAAGGCUUUCGUAAUCAUGCUUCAUGAUUGAAGAAUGUGAUAUUCAGAGAAAAUAAAAUAUAAAUAAAAGUUUUUAGGUGAUGUUUUAAGCGGUUAGUAUAUCUGGACUGGGGUUACAUUAUAUUUUAGAUUAAAGUUUAUAAAAUUUUGUAUAUUGCGAAGAGAGAGAGAGAGAGAGAGGUGUUCAAGACCAAGUUCAUGGGGGUUGUCCUUUGUUCAGAGAAGAUUGGUACCAUUCAGAAAUUCUCAUCAGCUUUUCUUUCACUUUUUUGGGAUUCUUUUACAGCCCAAUUAGGCUUUAAUGGUUUUGAGCAACUAGUAGUGUAAAAGUAAAGCAUAUUCUGUUUUUGUUUCCUUUUAUUUGAUUUGAAGUUCGAAGCUAUAGAAUCUCAAGCUUAUUCUAACUUGGUUCUUCUUUCGAGUUGAAACCAGUUUUUAUUUAGUUUCCUGAUGUUGUUUCCAGGCAAAAGAUGAAGUCUUUGAGUAGUGUAGGAAUAGGUUUAAGUGUAGUCUUUAGUUGCCUUUUCUUAGCUCUAAUUGCUGAGCUUUACUACUUGUUUUGGUGGAAGAAGAGAUUCACAAACAGAGAGAUGGAAAAUGAUUACAGUAGUAGCCCAGCAAAAGAGCUUUUCUACAUGUUUUGUUGGAGAAAACACUCUGCUUUCAGCCACUCAGCUCUUAACCCUCAACAACUCUGCUCUUCAACAAGAGUUCCAACCAAUAACCUUAUCCCAGAAUCAAAUUCUCAGCUUCAUAUGAACUCAAACAAUGAUUUUCUAUUCAAACCCUUUGGAGAGGAGGGAAUGGAAGGUGAGUUAAUGAGGCUGCAAAACCCUUCAGGCCCUCCUAGAUUUCUCUUCACAAUCAUAGAAGAGACCAAAGAAGACUUGGAAUCUGAUGAUGGGAAAUCUAAUAAGAGCCGAAAGGGAUCAAGAAAUAGAAGCUUAAGUGAUUUGAUAGUCACAGUUGAGACUCCAUACCUGACUCCUUUAGCUUCACCCCCUUUUGUCACUCCUCCUCUUACUCCCAGUGGCUCUUAUAGCCAAAAUGGCUUCAACUUCCACCUUGAGUCAACAACAGAUGCUGAGUUCAACAAAUUAAGGUCUUCACCUCCUCCCAAGUUCAAGUUCUUGCAAGAAGCAGAGAAGAAACUCGAGAAGAGAUUAAUGGAAGAAGAGGCUGAUAAUAAAGGUGCUCAGAACAUUGAAGGGCCUGAUGGUGAUAGAUGGCACAAGGGUAAUACCAUUUCAAGCUUUCUUAAAGAUGAUGAUGAUGAUGAUGAUGAUCAAGAUGAAUCUUUUAUAGAAAUCACUGUUGACAAGAGCAUACCAAGGGAGAUCAUUCACUAUUCAAGCUCUUCUUCUCAGGUGAUCCCCCUUGCUUCUUCACCUUUCACAUUCAGCUCAACAAUUAACAAGAAGCUAAAUCCACAUUAGAUAUUAUCCAUAUUGGUUUUUUUCUUUUUUAGGUUUCAUUUUUAUUAGACUUCUUUUCCAGUUUAAGGCUCUGGGUUUGUUAUGCUUUGGUAGAGGCCUAGAGGGCAUAAUCAUCAGUUCUCUUGUUCCAAGUUUUAGCCAGAAAAAGGUGUGUGAUAAUGAAUGUUGUGUUUUCAAUGGGUUGGGGAAUGGAAUGGGGACAACAUUUCUCAGCAAUAUGAUGUGUUAUACAGAUGGGGUCAGGGGCAUAGUGAGGCUAAUUUGUUUUAUUCAAUCUCCAUGUCUUACUGAACUGUCCAAUACCUGUAAUCAUUCUGUGAGGGAAUAGUGCUGCUACUGCAGAAUGCAGAUGUUUCUUUGUCCUAAUGGCACUGUGAGGUCUAAAGUUGUGUCUUCUCUCUAUUCUUUAUUUAAAUACUUAUAUAUAAAUUAACCCAA
Messenger RNA from Humulus lupulus (European hop), 2099 nucleotides. RefSeq lists its product as uncharacterized. NCBI's taxonomy places the organism in Eukaryota, Viridiplantae, Streptophyta, Magnoliopsida, Rosales, Cannabaceae. The transcript has a single exon. The record is from RefSeq and is a predicted model, not a curated record. The coding region runs from base 696 to 1661 and encodes 321 amino acids.